UGGCCGUAUCGACUCUGUACGUUGCUGCACGUUGCUGCAUGCAUGCAUGCAUCGAUGGUGUUCAAAACUUCAAACUUAAUAACCACAUGAAAAAGGCUUGUGAAGAAGAAGACAGUUUAAACUUGAAUUCUUAAAUCACGGUUUGAAACGGUGGCUAAGUUUUGACCACAAAUUCAAAGUGCCGGGCUAAUUAAAAAAAUUAAUCAACGUUUUGCAAUGAUAACCAUGGAAGAAGACAUAAAGCGUCCACAUUUUCGGCUGAAGGUCGAUCUCUCUAAAUUUUUCCACGAUGCACGCCGAUUCUGCUGGAUCUUCAUCGACGGAACAAAAAUCCAGCAGGUUAAUCACUUGAAGCAACAUAUUAGUAAAUUGUUCAACAUUGCAGAACCAUUUCAUUUAUUGCUAAAUGACACCGAAUAUCUGCCUCCAAUAGAAGAUGUGAGAAUACUUAAGGAAAAUGAGACAAUUCUAGUAGUUCCUGGAUCUGGAAUAAAUAAUGAAGAUCUUGUAGAAUCUAGCCGUAUUUCUAGAUGUGAUAAGCAGACCAUGGUAACAAAUAUUAAAACAGAAAAACAGAAAGUAGUUGCACAAAAUACAUUUAACAGUACCUUGGAACCAACUUCAAUAAAUAAUACCACAAAAGAUAUGACAUUCUAUAGUCUAGUUGAUAUGGUAGUCAGUUGUAGUGAAGAGGAUACGGAUUCUAAAACUACAGAUAAUUUAACAGAGAAUUGUAACGAGAUAGAUUCGAUUGUAUCCAUUGCAAAAAGGAAAAGAAUACGGAAACGAAAAUCAAAAAAUCGAUCUCAGUUAAUUAUAUCAUCUCCUGAUAGAAUUGAAGAAAACAUAUCAAAAGAGUCAAAGUUAAAAAAACCCAAAAUAAUAGAUUCUUAUGUUAUUCCAACAGGAAAACAUAUACGAUUUGAUAAUAUGGAAAAUGACGAACAUACUAUUACAGAACAAAUAGUACAAGAAGCAUCUAGAAAUGAAUCUUACUUAAACAAAACAUCGUCUUUUAGAGAUCUUUCUACGCUUUUAGCAUUAGGACAAAGCUCAACGCCAAUAACCUUUAGAAAUAAGAAAUUAAACAAUGGAGUUAAAAUAGAAAAUGAUGAGAUAAAAAACAAAAAUAUGGAAGAUAUUACAGAAAAAAAUGUAUGUAGUACAAAACCUAAGAAGGAAAUACAAAGUUAUAAAAAAUUAUAUGCUGAUCUAGAAAAGGUUCCAAUAAUGACUAGAAAACCGCAAGUCAAUGAUAUUAUUGCCUUUAAAACUUUAAAGAUUGGUCUAGAUUACACACCUCAGUUGUCUAAUUCUAUUCUUGCUGAAAUAGUGGCUUGUGCACAGGGAAAUUAUACUCUUCAGAUACUCCAAGGUAAAGAGGAAAUUCAGGAAUUACCAUUUGGAAAGUUUUCUCUGACAGACGAUGAAUCUGAACAUCACCCUGAUGGAAAUAUACUUAUACUUAAUUAUUCACAAAUGAUAGAACCACGUCUAAUUUCGUAA
Cyphomyrmex costatus is the source of this 1506-nucleotide messenger RNA. Its product is annotated as coilin. The record is from RefSeq and is a predicted model, not a curated record. Gene Ontology annotation, cellular component: Cajal body. The transcript has 5 exons. The coding region runs from base 217 to 1506 and encodes 429 amino acids. Lineage: Eukaryota; Metazoa; Arthropoda; Insecta; Hymenoptera; Formicidae. Gene Ontology annotation, biological process: spliceosomal snRNP assembly. Gene Ontology annotation, molecular function: U2 snRNA binding; U1 snRNA binding.